GUAGGAUAUCAACCCAUCCAUCAGUCCAUCCAACCAUAGAUCAUUAAUACCUUGUGUAGAUGUCUGACCACGAAGAAGUUAUCGAUAGCCAAGAAGUCGAAGUCGCCGUUGAAACCACUUCCGGCCAAAUGUCAGUUGAAGAUGCCCUUCAAGAAGUCCUUCGUCGUGCUCUUGUCCACGAUGGUCUUGCUCGUGGUUUAAAGGAAGCCGUCAAGGCUUUAGACAGACGUCAAGCUCACUUGGCCGUCCUUGUCGAAUCUUGUACCGAAUCUGAAUACAUCAAGUUGGUUGAAGCUCUCUGUGCUGAACACAACAUCAACUUGAUCAAGGUCGCUGAUGCCAAGAAGCUCGGUGAAUGGGCUGGUCUCUGCAAGAUUGAUCGUGAAGGUAACGCUCGUAAGGUCGUUGGCUGCUCUUGUGUUGCCGUUACCGAUUUCGGAGAAGAAUCCGAAGCUAUGAACGUUCUCUUGGACUACUUCAAGUCUCGUUAA
This is a messenger RNA of Rhizopus microsporus ATCC 52813, 491 nucleotides long. RefSeq names its product L30e-like protein. NCBI's taxonomy places the organism in Eukaryota, Fungi, Mucoromycota, Mucoromycetes, Mucorales, Rhizopodaceae. Gene Ontology annotation, biological process: translation. The record is from RefSeq and is a predicted model, not a curated record. Gene Ontology annotation, molecular function: structural constituent of ribosome. Bases 60 to 491 code for a protein of 143 amino acids. The transcript is spliced from 2 exons. Gene Ontology annotation, cellular component: ribosome; cytosolic small ribosomal subunit.